Betta splendens (Siamese fighting fish) is the source of this 1498-nucleotide messenger RNA. RefSeq names its product allantoicase (gene allc). The record is from RefSeq and is a predicted model, not a curated record. The transcript has 11 exons. The coding region runs from base 49 to 1449 and encodes 466 amino acids. NCBI's taxonomy places the organism in Eukaryota, Metazoa, Chordata, Actinopteri, Anabantiformes, Osphronemidae. Gene Ontology annotation, molecular function: allantoicase activity. Gene Ontology annotation, biological process: allantoin catabolic process.
AGCCAGUUCCGAUCUAGAGGCUUCAUCUAUGUAACAAGGUGUGAGUCAAUGCUGUACCUUCAGCCAAGACCCAGCGAGCUCAAACCACCUGUAACGACUGCAAUGAAAAAUCAGACAUCAGAAAAUCUGCAUCAUAGAAACAUCCCAGCGAGGCUCCAGGUUCCAGCAGAUACUUCGUCCUCGUCUGUUCAGAGCGCAGAUGGCAGCCGAGCCGGACUUCCUGCAGCUCAACGACCUGGCCUGCGAGUCGGUAGGAGGGAAGGUGAGUCCACGAAGCAGCCAGGAGUUAAAACACAACUCAACAGAAGCUCCAAGGACACGGCUUCGCUUUGUCCUGGUGUCCUGCAGGUGAUUUUUGCUACGGAUGAGUGGUUUGCUCCAGCUGCAAACCUGCUGAAGAGGCCAGCGCCACAGUUCAUCGCCUCUGCCUUCACCGAGUUUGGGAAAUGGAUGGAUGGCUGGGAGACGAGGAGGAAGAGGACAGCUGGUCAUGACUGGUGCAUCAUUGAGUUGGGUGUUCCGGGCCAGAUUUAUGGCAUCGACCUGGACACGUCCUUCUUUACCGGGAAUCACGCACCAUUCGCUUCCAUCCAGGCCGCUUGUCUUGAACAUCCACCCGCCUUCACUCUGGAAGGAGACAGAACCGGCAUGGCCGCCUCAGACGCUCAGCUGGCUGCCAUCACCAAGCUGGUCUCAGAGGCGUGGCCAGAGCUGGUGGGUGUGUCUCAGCUGAGCCCUGGAUACUCUAACUGCUGCCACAACCACUUCAAGGUGAACUUCCAGCAAAGAGUCACCCACCUGCGCCUCAACAUGUACCCAGAUGGAGGGUUAGCUAGGCUGCGAGUGUACGGCGUCGGGCAGAGAGACUGGUCGUCUGUCCCUCCCACCCAGGACGUGGACCUGGUCGCUCUGACCAAUGGCGGAGUGUGUCUCGGCUACAGCGACGCCCACUUUGGACAUCCACGCAACAUGAUUGGUCCAGGUCGCGCUGACAACAUGGCUGACGGAUGGGAAACCGCCCGAAGACUGGACAGACCCCAGAUACUUGAGGUGGACCAGCGGGGGAUCCUUCAGGUCCCGGGCUGGGAGUGGGCCGUGUUUCGUCUCGGUCACCACGGCAUCAUCAGCAGCGUUGAGGUCGACACCAACCACUUUAAAGGCAACUUCCCGGACUCCUGCAGGAUCGAGGCCUGCACCUUGACCCCAGAGGAGGAAGCUCAGUGCAUCAGAACCAAGUGGAUUUCUGGAAACUGGCAGCUCCUUCUUCCGCCUCAGAAACUUCGUCCUCACCACAGGCAUCACUACAGCCAGACGGUUCUGGCUCUGAGCCGACCCGUCAGUCACGUCCGUGUCAUCAUCGCCCCGGAUGGAGGAAUCAGUCGGCUCCGGCUGUGGGGUCGCCCAACAGCAGCUCCGACCCAGCAGAACAGACCAGCGUCCAAACUAUGAGACUCACGUCCGAGUGGCUGUGAAUAAAUGACCAAAAACAAUGGCAUCA